Messenger RNA from Xyrauchen texanus (razorback sucker), 2353 nucleotides. RefSeq names its product transmembrane protein 205. Lineage: Eukaryota; Metazoa; Chordata; Actinopteri; Cypriniformes; Catostomidae. The transcript is spliced from 4 exons. The coding region runs from base 203 to 769 and encodes 188 amino acids. The record is from RefSeq and is a predicted model, not a curated record.
CCGUGUAAUAUGGGAAAUUGCGUGAACGACUGUCACGGAAGUCUUGAAACGUGCUGUUGUCAUUUUCCUAAGAACGGAGCAGAAAGGGACUAUUUUCAGUUAAUGUGUUCAUUGAAUUGGUUGAUCCAAAACGUAAUCGAUCAUAGGAUCAUACGCAAAGAAACUGAAGAAGACUCGUUAUUGCUGUUGUACUAAGUUCAUUAUGGCUACUGAGGGAGACCCAACUGCCUUCAUUAAAGUGCUUCAUCUUUUAGUGAUUUCGUUCACCUGGGGCAUGCAAGUGUGGGUGUCUUUCAUAGCAGGUUUUGUGCUGAUUUCACAGGUAUCCAUGCACACGUUCGGUCUUGUGCAAAGCAAGUUGUUUCCAUUUUAUUUCUACUGUCUGUUGGGCGGUAAUGCUGUCAAUCUGGCCAUUUAUGCUGUGUACCACCCUAGAGAACUGCUGGACUGGCACGAGGGCAUACAGAUGACUCUGUUCUUUGUGUCUGUGAUCAUGGCCGGAUUGAACACACAGUGGUUCGGGCCGUCUGCCACAGAGAGCAUGCUGGUCAUGCAAGAGAUCGAGAAGGAACAUGGUCUGGGAGGUCAGGUGGGCAUGAGCGCCAAUAAGGAAGGAUACACCAAACUCCGCGAGCAGGAUCCGAAAUACAAGGAACACAGAUCCACUUUCUACCACUAUCAUGGUCUGUCUAACCUCUGUAACCUCGUAGGAUUUUUCGCCACUACCACAAAUCUAAUAUAUCUGUCUCUACAUCUGGGAACUAUUUGAGCAUUUUAUAUCAGCGUUGUGUGUCUUUCGUGAAGUACAUGAAGCAAACUGACAGGCAGAUAUUUUAGAGAAUUCUCCUGUGCAUGUUCUCUUGUUUAAUUUUUAAAGGCUGUCUUGUGUAACAAUAAUGCUUCUAGUUUGAAUACAAUGAGUGUCCUUAAUAUUACCAAUGCCAACAGCUUGUGCCAUACUGAGAAUCUUAAAGAGACAGUUCACCCCAAAUAUGAACAUUCUCUCAUCUACUCACCCUCGUGCCAUUCCAGAUGUGUAUGACUUUUUCUUCUGCUGAACACAAAUGAAGACUUUGACAAAUAUUUUUUUUAGCUAUGUUGGUCCAUACAAUACGAGUGAAUGGUGACCAAAACAUUGAAGCUCCAAAAAGCACAUAAAGGCAGCAUAAAAGUAAUCCAUAAGACUCCAGUAAUUAAAUGAAUGUAGUCAGAAGUGAUAUGAUAAGUGUGGCUGAGAAACAGAUCAAUAUAUAAGUCCUUUUUUUACUAGAUGCACAAAGUUUUAAUUGCCAAAAAUAAAAAUUGAAUAUUGAUUAACUUCAAUAUUGAUCUGUUUCUCACCCACAUCUUAUCGCUUCUGAAUUUUUUGGGGUUAUUAAUACAAUUAUUAUUUAAUUACUUAUUUUUAAACACGAUUAAUAAUCAUAUUUUAUCUAAUUACACAAUGAUGAUUCAUCGACAUUAUAGACAUUACAGUUGUAUCCUCUGUUAAUGCUGAUCUGCUGUAAAGCUGCUUUGAAAUUUACUUUUAUGCUGCCUUUAUGUGCUUUUUGGAGCUUAACAUUUCUGGUCACCAUUCACUUGCAUUGUAUGGACCAACAGAGUUGAAAUAUUCUUCUGAAUAUCUUUGGGUCAACUAUCACUUUAAGAGUAUAUUUGUGGAACGACAUAAGGGAACUAUAAUGUUUCAAUGUGGGUAAUUGCACUGAAGAUGUUGCUUAUUGUAAACAGAAUAUCUAUUUAAAUGCAGUAGUUAUUAUAUAGCUUUUUAUGACUGCUUUGAGUGUGUUUUAUAUGUGUUAAACAAUACAAUGAACAAUCCAUAUAUUUUUCCACUAGAAGGCUGUGUGUGAAAAAUGAGUGGACCAAUCAUAGGCUUGUCGAUUUCAAUGCAUUUAUGAGCCUGUUUACAUGUUUUAUUGAUUGAAUGACACUAAAAAGGAAAUUAAAUUGUAUAAGAAGCAAAGCAGUAUAAAUGUGAACGACCCAUUGAUCAUUGUUGUACAUGUAAUGUUUAAACAGAUAAGUGAACUUAUUUCCUGUCAUCAAUGUGUACAUAGAGACAUGUUCAACAUUCCAGUGCUACUGUGAUGUCACAGAAGUGCAACUGAGUGGAAUGUUCUCUAUAUUAAUUCUAGCCUUUGUUUGUAUUUCAAUGAGUAGUUGGUGUACAUACCAAAUAUUUCUUUUUUCCCAUCAGUUAUUUAGUUAAAUGCAUAUCAAUGUUUGUCCAUCUGAAAAAGAUCACUUUGAAUAUAAAGCAGUCCAAACCAGGUAUUUGUGAAUGUUUUUAUUUUUACCUAAGUGACUUGCAAAGAUGUUACAGAUGAUGAAGCUCACACAGACAUUAUAG